This is a messenger RNA of Aspergillus terreus NIH2624, 1233 nucleotides long. RefSeq lists its product as uncharacterized. The coding region runs from base 1 to 1233 and encodes 410 amino acids. Lineage: Eukaryota; Fungi; Ascomycota; Eurotiomycetes; Eurotiales; Aspergillaceae. The record is from RefSeq and is a predicted model, not a curated record. The transcript has 5 exons.
AUGUACACAGCUGCUGAAUCCAGUGUCUCCAAGCAGUUUAUUGAUGCCGUCAAACACUUCUUGGACGAGGCAACAGAUCGUGAACUAGAAGUAUUGGCAUCUCGUCUACAGCCCUACAGAAUUGACGGUCAUUCAAGCAACUCCAGUACAAGCCACCCCGUCCUCAUCCUUAAUGACAUAGGAUUUUCGGACCGGCUUCUACCAACUGUUCCAAUCACCAACUUUGACACGGAACAAACCACACACACCGUACCCGAUAGGGUUUCUGGAUACAUCGAUGGAUAUAGCCAAGUUCCGCUCCAGGAGGGCAGCUCGACUGGAGUCCACCAUAGCAUUUUGGACACUGAACGACUUGGCCAUCUACAGAGCCUUAUGUCUAGUGUGCAUGAAAGCGGUAUGGGAGCCUCAAGUGGAAUGAAUCUCUCUGAGGGACCAGCUGAUGAGCAUAAUGUGCCUUUUCCAACGAACAGUGAAAGCUGCGCCACUAUAAAUUUGGAUUCGCCCUUACUCCCACAAAGUGACUUCGCAAGCCGUCUUCCUUUCCAGUCAAUCCCAACUCCUCCAGAUAGUUGUUCCCAGUCUGCCGUUAUGGCGCCUGCCGACAAAGUGAUGUCCGACCCAAAUUUUGGUCCUUUCCUUGAUACCAACGAUAUCCCAUCAACACAAAGCCUGUUUGAGAAUAUAUCCUGCCUUACGCCGAUAUCGGAUUCCCAUAAUCCAGCCAAGGAAGCCUUCGACUCGGCAAAAGCUAUGUGCACUGGGUCACUGCCGCCCCGCAUGCACUCAGUUGUGGUAUCUGCGGUUCGGGAAUGCGUCCGUCCUGACUACAGACAAUACAUGGUGGAACAAGUACCACGAUGGGCGGAAAGGGGUCUGUGGCACCAAGAACAACGUCUGGUUCCUGCUGGAAGCACCGCUAGCUACGAUGGUUUGAUUCGACUUUACUAUUACGUCUGCCAACUCGAUCAGCAGAUGGCGGAUGACGAUAUUCGUAAACGCGCGAGCUUGGUUCUCCUCCAUCAUCAGUAUGAAGAGCUAUCCAGUCACAAGGCCUCUAUUGAAGAUUUUGAUGGCCGGUCCGGAUUGACUGGGCCUGGUAGGGGCCACGCGUCGGUUGCAGUGGACAGGCUUCUGUCCAACAUAUAUCCCGAGUGGAACACAUGCCACGCAAAGCAUAAAACGGCUCUUCGAACCACUUUCCAUAACCGUAAACGUGUGCAGGACGAAUACUAA